Molecule: messenger RNA, 405 nt
Organism: Cooperia oncophora
Lineage: Eukaryota; Metazoa; Nematoda; Chromadorea; Rhabditida; Trichostrongylidae
Source: the annotation of a GenBank genome assembly
AUGGUACUCCACCACUUUUCUCUGACUCUUUUCGUCGUUAUGCAGCUAUGGAGCUGUUCUUACGCGCAUGAUGGAGACGAUGUGCAUGACUCUAUUCCUGCUCAUCGUGAUGGAGUGAGACCAGUGUUUGAAGUACAUGUAGAUGUGGACGGCUGGGCAUAUUGGUCAGACUUUUUGGGAAUACCACUCAAUAACUACAAGUACAAGGUGUUCCACGAAAGAAGAACAUGGUUUGAGGCAGAGGGCAUCUGCAAACACUACGGAGGACAUCUGGCUUCCAUUUCCUCAGAGGGGGAAAAUCAGUUCAUAUAUGGUGGGUUGCUCUCUGAGACUGAACCGUUCAUACCUUGCAGCAGCUUCCACUCGCUACUGUUGUUUACAUACAGCUAUAUACGAGAGCCAUAG